Molecule: messenger RNA, 3375 nt
Organism: Ostreococcus tauri
Lineage: Eukaryota; Viridiplantae; Chlorophyta; Mamiellophyceae; Mamiellales; Bathycoccaceae
Product: Kelch-type beta propeller
Exons: 1
Coding region: 1-3375 (1124 amino acids)
Molecular function (GO): protein binding
Source: RefSeq, a predicted model, not a curated record
AUGCCGGGGGUCGAUCGCGCGGGCGUCGCGCGACGGUCGAGGCGCGGGCGACGCGCGCUGCGGACGCUCGCGGCGGUGAUCGCGUCGGUGGCGCUGAGCGAGCGCAUCGCGCACGCGCGGGCGGGGAACGUCGCGAGCGCGGUGUUGCGAGCGACGAGCGGGACGCCGAGCGGGACGAGCGAUACCGCGUCGGUGGCGGUGGCGUCGGAUGGGUCGACGACGACGACGACGACGGCGAGCGAGAGCGAUGGGGAGGUGGCGGAGGAGUUGGACGCCGCGCGAGGCGAGAGCGCGACCGCGGCGGCGAUUCGGCGAGGCGCGAAGGUGCGCUUGACCGAGGCUCGAGCUCGGGAGCUCACUCGAGGACCAAUGAUGGCGAUAUACGGCGGGUUGGAGGAGACGGGCGUGACGACGAACGCGCUGGACGUGCUCGCCGGGAGCUCGAGCGGGGACUACUUGGUGUGGUGCCACCGCGGCGAUCACGUCCCCGCGGGCGCGGCGCCUGCGCUCGCGAGUAUGGGCACGGCGACGCACUCGAUCGAUGGUAAGGCUUUCUUUCACGGUGGAUACAAGAUCUGGGACAAUGGAAGCGAAUUUGAGGAUGUGUCGACGACGCACUCUUUCAACAUGAAGGAGGGCGCGUUCGAGUGCCUCACCGCGGGCGACUCUAAGGAUAGCAGAGCCGCGCUCGGGAAGACACAUGGUAAGUGCCCCAAACUUGGUGGCAUCCAGACGGGUAAGCGUGACGAGGAGGUCGCGGUCGUGACGGCGAGGCCGAUUCGUUUACCGAAAGUGACCGGUACAAGCGCGGAGCGCCAGCAUGUGGCCGCGCUCGGUAAGCAUAUGGCAUCGCCGGAACUCCCAGCCUUGGACGUCGACGAAGACGAAGACGAGAAAUCGUCCGCGAAUGUUGAGGCGACUGAUGCCGACUUGGGUAGUCAAGAAAAGCAACACGCGUUGAUUAUUUUCGGUGGUCGCGAUGAGAACGACGAGCGUUUGGAUAGCGUCUACGCUCUCGGUCUCAGCGACAAAAAGUGGCGUAAAAUUGAAUACGAGUUGCCACCGCAACGCGAUGAUAUGGUUCCUCAGGGGCCAUUCGAGAUGCCGCUUAUCAUUAAGAACGCCCACAAGGACGGCAAGCCGUUUCCUCUUGGAAGAUCUGGCGCAACUGCGGUGGUGACGAAGGACAACAAGAUGAUCAUCUAUGGUGGGUUCGUCGUGGAAGGUCGACUUGGAUUUAAUGUCGGCGAAACGCUCGUGCUCGACUUGGACAACAUGAAGUUCAGCUAUCCGAUGGCGAGCGGUAAUAUCCCUGUCCGUCGUAAUAAGCACUCCGCUGUAUUGGAUGAUAAGGACCGCAUGUGGGUAUGGGGUGGCUCCGUCUGGGAUCACACUGGCGGUAGCUCGACGUAUGCGUCAACCGCCACCUAUUACGCCGACGUGAGCGAUACAAAGUCGAUCGUUUGGCAUCGGGUUGAGACAAAGGGUAAACCACCGAGCCAGCGACGUUUCCACACCGCGCUAAUCCAAGACGGUGGCUUGUACAUCAUCGGUGGUGAGGAUUAUCGCACUCGCACGUACUUGAGUGAUGUCCAUAGACUUGAUCUCAACUCUCUCACUUGGACCCAGCCCGCUGUCCUUGGCGGCAUCAAGGGAGGCAGGAUCCGUGCCAGCGCGUUCACAUGGAUUUCGGACGCUCCUGACGAGGAAACAGCGAACAAGGACGCCGAGCAAGAGCGUCAAGCGAACCUCGGUCGCUCUCAUCACCGCAGCUCGUACGAUGAUGGUGAAGAUGACGACGAAGCCAAGCACAUGUCAAAGCACGAUGACGGUGAGCAUAAAAGUCAACACCGAACCGACCACAAAGUCAACACGGAUGAAGGUGAUGUGGAAGAAACAUCUGUUAAGGGGGUGGAGAAGAAGUCGAGCGUCAAAGUUGAAGAGGACAAAGAACCCUCGACGCCGCGCGCGACGACGGAUAAGGAUGAAUCGAAAGAUGACACCGAUUCCGACGCCGAGAAGGAGACUGCGCACCUUGGCAUCAUUGACCCCGCGACGUGCGGGACUGGAGAGCCAGCGCGCGUACGCACGGGGGAGCAUCAGCCCGACAUCGAGCACCUAGUCUCGGUUCUUGUUGAUGGUUCUAAGGCGCCUUCUGAGAACGGUGAAUUGGGUGAAAACACAGAUCCAAACAGUGUUUCGACUCGUCUUGCGAAAGACGGUUGGCUUCCGAACACUGCACGUGGCUCGUCCAUUAUGACAGAGUCGAGUAUGAUUUGGCGAAAAGCACCGGAUGUUGGUGCAAGUGAGUCUCUUCCUGGAUGGGUCAGUGACGAAGCUGGCCGUGAUAAGUCAAUUCUCACCGAGACUCUCAGUGCUGAUCCAGAAGCGUCGAGCAUCGAGUCUCGUCUUCUGGAAGCUGUCAAGUCCGCUAGCGCUGCGAACACGAGGCUCAAAGCGAACGGGCCUGGCAAAGACGAAGAAAAGACCAAUGAUGUGAAAGCGACAAAAAAAUCCGAUGACGACGAUGACGACGAUGAGAAGGAAUCGACGCCAGCAGUCGUGAAAUCCGAUGAGACGAAGCAUAAGAAUAUUGAAAAGCACGCGAAGGGAGAUGUCACUCACGCGACGACUUCGAAGGAGAAAUCAAAACCUCAUGACGACGACGACGACGACGACGACGACGACGACGACGACGACGACGACGACGACGACGACGACGACGACGACGACGACGACGACGACGACGACGACGACGACGACGACGACGACGAUGAUGAGACCGAAUCGAAGAAAACUCACAGGAAACACGAGGAUGCGGACGAUUCUGACCGACCCGCUCACAAGAAACACGACUCGGAGAAGGACGUAUCGAAGCACAGAAAGCACGAUUCAGAGGAGGAUGAGGACGAUUCUAGUCACAAGCACCAUAGUUCGCACAGUCCUCAGAAAAAGGAAGCCGAGGAAGAAGGCAAUCACCGUUCCCACGACAGUUCUCAUGUGCAUCUCUCCGCAGCGGCGAGGAUGUUAGAGAAGAUCAGUGCAAGGAACGCUAAGGAAUCAGCGGAAGCCAGUCUGGGGAGAGUUAAUGAUGUUGUCAGGCGUGAGAGUUCAGAGCCUCGAUACGAAAAGUACUUCUGGAGUGGACUUGCGGUCACCGCACUUGCGGCGGCUCUCUUCAUAAACACUCGAGCCAUGCGACGACGAUCUGAAAAUUCUGUUGAGAGGAUCCCUCUGGUUACGAGUUCUUCGUCCAUAUUUGAGUCGCCCAACAGGAGUGCCAAGUGGCAACGAGAAGCGAUGGCUCGUCGAGGUUACGCCGAACAGUACUCUAGAGGAUUCGGAACGAGUGAUUCUGAGGCCAGCGCUGUGUGA